AUGACGGCACCCGAGACGAAACCUACGGAAAAAAUACAUCAAAUUGCGGCACCAUCAAAACAUUCAGAAAUUAUUACGACAGGCCGAACUACUCCAAAAUCACAAUGUCUCCUUACCGACGGGACGAACAUUACUUCAACCGAGCAAAUUACUCAUAAUCAAAGAAGCGAUCUCGAUUUCAUACGAACCAACAUCGAUAAAUCAAC
Molecule: messenger RNA, 206 nt
Organism: Funneliformis caledonium
Lineage: Eukaryota; Fungi; Glomeromycota; Glomeromycetes; Glomerales; Glomeraceae
Source: the annotation of a GenBank genome assembly